AUGACCCCUUCCACGCCUCCGCGCUCAGCGAGGCGACAUGACAGGCCGCGCACUCCACCAUCUCCCACGCACGGACCACUCCACCACGACUACGAGCCCUAUUCGCCGCGACGCUCGACUCGCACCAGCAACAACCCUUUCAGCUCCUCCAACAUAACCAAGCCGCUCUCGGGUAACGUUCCGCCGCUGUGUGGAAAGAAGACGACUUUCAGCUUGGGGUUUGAGCCCAGCGACUUGUUGUCGUCACCACCUACUUCUCCCGAAAGGCCGCGCCAAGCCGACGACAAUCAGAAUUCGUUCCUAUUGACGAAGACUCCACGUCGACUAGGGAAGCAGAACGCUGCCAAUCUCCACGACAACACCGACCCUUCUUCCUCAACUCACAAAACCUUUCUCCCUACUCCUUCCAAAACACCCUCCAAAACCCCAACUACAACGUCCGCACGCAAACAUAACCGCACCGCCAGCAUGCAAGAGUCUGCCCGCAUCCUGCACUUCCAGUCGGAAAACCCUGCUGACGUCAUGGCGGGCCGCCGUGGCACCCGUAAGCAUGUGCAUACUGCAAACGCCGCUGGCUUUUCUCUCGAUGAUACCGACUUUGGACGUGGCAAGAAGCGCACCAACCCCAGCUUCGAGAUCUACACCGAGUCGCACGCACGUGUACCACAAAUGGAUGUUUCUGAUGAGAACCCGUUCGUGCGGCCGCGUGCCAAUACCGUCCCGCAACGACGGACCUCCCCACGACAGUCACGCAAGAGCGCUGAGCAGAUUGAGGAAGAGCGCCUGAUGGACGAGGCUGCCGAGAGAGACGAGGGCAUCGUCUACAUGUUGUAAGUAUUCCACUACCACUCAAAUGGAUCUCCAAAGCUAACGUACCACUCAGCCGCGGCAAGAAGGUAUUCCGCAAGUUUGCCAGCGAGGUCGAUGCCAGCUCUGACUCGGAUGCUCGCGACCCCAGCGCAUCACACCGCCAGCGCGCCUUACGUCGCUCCGCUGGACCUACCGCAGAGCGCACUAUUACUCGGAGCUCAAUGCGUCCACGCCUGCUCUUUCCUCGCCACGAUCAGCCUCUUCAGUCCAGCGACGUCGACGAGGAGGCAGAGACGGAUAUCGAAAUCGCAGCACCAUCUGCCGUCACAGAAGCGCCCAAGACGUCUAAGCCGUCAGUGCCGAAUACUCCAGCCAAGGGACGUGCUGCUCACAUGUUGAGUCCGCCAAGCAGAAGCCGCGCUUCGCGGAAGACGGAUGCGGGCAAGGGGCCAAUGUACGAUAACGACGUCGAGUCGCAGAUUACUGCUCUGCCCACUCCGGCGCAGUCAUCGAAGAAGAAGGUGUCGAUUGACCCGAUCCCCGUCUACGACGAGAGAACACCAGAGCCCGAGGCAGCCAGUCCGAUGAGCGGCUAUCAAGGCGCUCCACCUACCCCAGGUCGCUCCACCCGCAAGAAGACGGCGACUUCCCAUCUUUCUCCACUCAUCGAGGACGAGCAAGAGUCAAGCUCAGCUGGUCCGCGUGAUGUCACUCCCGUUCCAUCAUCGUCCAGCAGCAAGCGCAAAGUUCCGAGUCCCUUCGAUUCCUGGCCGCGUACAAAGUCUGGUGCGAAACGCGCUGGCGAGAAGCUGGAGAGCGGCAGUACCAAGCGUACGCGCAGCAACGCUGCGACUGAGGCUGCGUGA
Lecanosticta acicola is the source of this 1676-nucleotide messenger RNA. NCBI's taxonomy places the organism in Eukaryota, Fungi, Ascomycota, Dothideomycetes, Mycosphaerellales, Mycosphaerellaceae. The record is from the annotation of a GenBank genome assembly.